ACACAAGUCGAGGAUUGUAAAGAGGAGGAAGACGCAGAGCGACGCAGAGCAGCGGGUUCCUAUGGUGACGCAGAGCAGCGGGAUCCUCUGCGGCCAGUAGCGUCUACGUGGCUUUACGCGUCUACGUGGCUUUACGCGUCGACUCCACAUUCCUCCAGGCGCAGCAACAACAGGGACACGGAUCCAAACCGAUGUAUGUCUUCUUGUCUUCUUCGUUCUACCAUGAUAUUAACUUGGACUGCACAAUGUAACGGUAUCGACAGGUCUAUUAUGCAUGCUUAAAUUUAGUCUGAACUUUUACGGCGUCUAUCGAUUGUUUCGUCUGAAGUAUCUGAAGAAGCAGCGAGUCCGUUUCUGCCCUAAGAUGUCGAAUGAAGUGAAGCUACGGAAGAAAAGCCACUCAGCAAAGAGCAACAAUUUGUCGGAGUCACCAAAAGCGAAUGGUGAAGAGAAGGAGAGAAGGUCUGGAGGCCGGCUGGAGGCAGAGGAGGUAGGGAAGGAGAGAAGUUCUGGAGUCCGGCUGGCGGAACCUUCUGGCUCCUCGCUGCUCGACCUUAGAACGUGUCUGUGUGUCCUGACGCUGGCAGUGUGCGGAGCUCUGGCAUGGGUUGUACUGCAACAGAACGAACGGUUCUCUGACCUGGAGAAUAAAUACACACUUCUGCACCAGAGGACAACGGGGCUGCUGACUUUGGAAGAGGAGGUCCUCAGAGUGUCUGAGAAGCUCUCCUCGUCCCAAGAGGGCCUCCGGGGGGUGCUCGCCUCCGCCGCCACGGCGACCCGCCUCCAGACGGACCUGGCCGCCCUCCGCGCCGUCGUCACGGCGAUCCAGGCGGACGAGGACGCCGCCUCGCUCGCCCUCCAGGCGGUCAACGCCCACUUCCUGAACGUGACGGAGCUGUGGGCGGGGCGCAUGGCGUCCGCGACCUCCGACCUGGCCGGCCUGAAGGCGGAGGCGCGGGCCGCCCACGCCGGCGCCACGGAGAGCGUCAACGAGGCGGAGCGCCGGGGGCGGGCCCUGGGCGAGCGGCUGGACGAACUGGCGGACAGCUCCGCCCGCAACGUGCGCGCGAUGGAGCGGGCGGAGGAGGCGGACGUGGUGCGGGCCCGCGGCCAGCUGGACUGGAACACGGCCCAGCUGCUGGGGCUGGGGGGCCGCGUGGGGGACCUGGCCCGUCGCGGGGAGGAGCUGGCCGCCGCGCUGCGGGAGCACGUCCCGCGGGCCCGCGCCUGCGAGGAGCAGCUGCCCGCCGUGGAGGAGGCGGUGCGCUCCAUCCUGCGGCUGGGGGCCGCGCUGAGCGGGGCGGAGGGCCGGCUGGAGGAGCUGACCCUGACGGUGCUGGGGACGGAGGACGGGCUGCUGCGGACCCUGGGGGACAUGGUGGCGCUCCGGGGGGAGGUGGACGCACUGCAGGCCCGCGGCAGCGUCCGGAGGAUGAAGGAGGAGCUGGAGGUGGUGAAGGAGGCGGUGCAGGAGCUCACUAUGGUGCUGAGGGAGGGCCGGGGGGAGGCGGAGGGGGGAGGACUGUGGGGGGAGGAGGAGGAGGAGGAGGAAGAGGAGGAGUGGAUAGACUAUGAUGAGGAAGACCCACCUGACCUUGUGUUAGGAGGAGACCUCAGCGACUGACCUGGUUGGCUUCAGCCGCCCGGUUUGAAGGUCUCUGGUCUCAUCAUCAUUUGAGUUCUUUUUUUUUUUAUAAUUGUUUGUGUAAGUUAAGUACUGAGAUUUGCUCUGAAUUCAUUGCUGUUCUGUUGACAGCUACUGUGAGGAAAAUAUUUCAAUGACAUUAUUAAUGUGAUUGUAAUGACAGUUGGUAAGUGCUCAUUGACUCUAGUUCAUUGUCCUCGAGGUAUAAUGACGUGCAACACUUUUGAUUCAUGGCCUUUCAUUAUUAGACUCAUUGAAGAAUAAAUCAAUCACACAUUUGUACUAUAUUAUAUUCAGUCCAAAUGUUGUGAAGAAGUUUGUUGGUCUCUGGGGGGUCUGUUGUUGUUGGUCUGUGAUACGAGGGAAGGAACAUCUGAUGCUGAUACCAGCCAAUCAGCUGCUUUAUUGAUCAAGAGAGACGGUUGGAGACGGAUGGCAGAGAGGAGGAGGACGGAGGAGGAAAGUGAAACGUGUUGAUCAUCUAACACGGGGGGGUCAGAGACAGGGAGGGGGAAACGGCAGGAGGUGGAACCACAUCUAUCUUUCAAUAAAUGCAAUAAAUGAAUACAAUCCUCAA
This is a messenger RNA of Gadus morhua (Atlantic cod), 2225 nucleotides long. It is a transcript of the gene ikbip, whose product is annotated as IKBKB interacting protein. Lineage: Eukaryota; Metazoa; Chordata; Actinopteri; Gadiformes; Gadidae. The record is from RefSeq and is a predicted model, not a curated record. The transcript has 3 exons. The coding region runs from base 275 to 1627 and encodes 450 amino acids.